This is a messenger RNA of Salvelinus fontinalis (brook trout), 4633 nucleotides long. RefSeq lists its product as uncharacterized. Lineage: Eukaryota; Metazoa; Chordata; Actinopteri; Salmoniformes; Salmonidae. The transcript has 7 exons. The coding region runs from base 1384 to 3309 and encodes 641 amino acids. The record is from RefSeq and is a predicted model, not a curated record. Gene Ontology annotation, cellular component: nucleus.
CAACCGUUGUUGUGUGCAGAGGGUCCCGGUUCGCGAGGGGACGCCAUAAAGUUAUACUAUUAGUUAAUUGUAGUAUACUGCAAACAAACUAGUUGAGCUUCACCUGUCCACCGGAAGUUGAUGCUGUUGCUAUGCAUCAUUUUCCUAGCUUGUUAGCAUACCAAAUGACUAAACAUUUUACGAUUUCGGUUAUUUGUAAAUUCAAUCUGGAACACCAGAGUGCGGUCUGGGCGUUCGUAAAUCCAGAGCCUUGUCAGAAUGUCCGUUCAUAAAUUCGGAGCGUUCAGAGCGCACACUGGACGCUCUGGCGCGAGGAGUAGGGUUGAUCUGAGCAUUCAACCGCGGUCAAGCUAACGAUGGCUAGAUGGAGAACACCUCACUCUGACCAUUUUACUCGCCCUAGCAGAGCUGGUUAGGCCAUUUAUGUUAUCUAGAGCGUUGGUGACUAACUGUGCUGCUGGCAUCAAUUGAAUUACCUUUUUUUUUUGCCGACGUUUACUGACACUGGCCAUAUUCAACCAGUGUUGAGCAUUCGUAAAUUCAUCAGUUAUUCUGCGCGAGAAUGCUCUGAAAUCGGAGUAGUAAAUAAUACUGCAUGGCAAAUUCUAUGUAUUAGUAGCCAACUAAUGCUGGGUAGAUGGCUAACAUACAGGUACCAACUGCUAUAAUGCUAGACGGUUUGUAAGAAUAGCGUAGCUAACAAAUUGUCAGCCAACGUAACGUAAGUUAUUUUAAGUCAUUACAUUGCUCAACAUUUUUUUACAAUUUGUCAUAAUUAAAACAAUGAAUUUGUAUUCGCCUUCGGCUGCAUAUUUUCCGGCAUAUCUACAAAUCUGAAAGCGUGAAGCCACGCCCAUUUUCGGAAGAAUUGCAUUAUGGGUCCUAAAAGCACGGAAAGUGUCCCCUGCAUGUAUACUUCGUAUUUUGGCCAAUUUAGCACGACUUUCGGGAACUUUUGACAUACUAACUAUAUCCAUACUAUGACCAUACUCAAUUCACGUCACAAAUAGUGCGGUUAGUAGCUGAGUAUUCGAACACAGCUCAGGUUUAGUGAAGAGAAUAAUAGUAGGGAGGUUUCACACUCCAGUACAGUAGGUGGCGGUGUAUGCACCUUUCAGUUGGUUGCGAUCCGAAAAUACAAAUGUAAAUAAGUAGUAAACGGAAGUGAAUAGUGAUCAAGAACAAUUUUCACGUUAGCGUUUUUGUUUUGUUAUUUUCACAUGUAUUAACAUCCUGGAACUCAAUGCGAUUCAUUUUAACUGCACAACGUCACAUACUUAACUCCGGUAUUCUUUAAUUCGCGUUGGAGACAGGACUUGGUUGAUGUAUGUUAUUUAGGUAACGCUAGCUAGGUGCUAACGUUAGUUAACAAUAGCUAACGGUAUGGUUUUUCACACUCAAAUAGCCUCGAUUAUGGAGGUGCUAGCGAAUGCAGCCGUGGCAGAGAUCUGUAAAGUCGUAGACGACGACUAUGCAGUGUUUCGUUUGGAAAUAACUCAUAGCCAAAAAGAAAACAGGGGAUUGCGGAGGAAACUACAGCUGCUGGAACUGAAGGUGGCACGGGAGCGCGCAGAGAAGACAAUACGAGAGCGCGUCCUCGCCAGUCGUCCCAGUAGUGUCAAGAUCCUCGAUCGAUACAGAGGAAUGGCAAGAGGUGAAGGACAUCUCACUGGAGGCCACAGGAGCUUUGUGAAGCCAGCGGGACACAAUACAUGGAGAGAUGACCAACCAAUAACUGUUGAUGAGGGGAGUGGAACCUCAACCCAGCACGUUGUCAUGAUAGAGUCUGCAGAUGCAGAGGCUGCAGGUCCUGGAGGAUCGUCUCUGGUCAAGAAGGAGAGGACUGAAGGAGAGGAGGACCCACGGCACAGCGGAGACAUCCAGACUGGAGCAGUGGCUACAGUGGCACCUCCUGUAGCCAUGGAGGACCUCACAACUGCCGCGCCACCCAAGCCCAGGACCGGACACAGCAUCACGGAGGAGGAAGAUGGUCCAGAGGUGCUACUGGUGAAGGAGGAGGGGUAUGAAGAGGGUUUAGGGAACACUGAGGAGGAAAACCAGACUACACCUCCUCCUGAACCCACAGAGGAACCAGCUGAGCAGCACAGGACCACACACAGUCUCACUGAGUCAGUCGACAUGGAGGAUGGGAAGAUUGAUCUGCUGUUGGUCAAAGAGGAGACAAUAGAGGACGGACCAGAGAGCAUUGAUCUGCUGAGUGGACUUAAGAUGGGGGAGCAAGAUGUUUGGCCAGAGGCUAACAGAGGGGACUGGGCAGUCAUCUUGAAUUCCCAGACCCAGACGGGUGCAGCCAAAGGCCCAGGGGAUGACAUGACUGAUCAGGCCAGAACCAGAGGUGACAUAGUGGAGUCUGCAGUCCAUGAAGACCUGAGAAUAUCUGGUGUUGCUGGCAGGAGAGACUGGGCCUCUGAGGUGGCUGGUCACAAACCCUGGCUCCUGAUCAGGACCCUGAAUCAGGAGCCGUCGCUCUUCCUUCCCGAGUCGGAACGGGGACCGAAUCGAGAGGGGCUGAGACUCCACCAAUACACAGAACACAAUCAGUGGACAGGUGGACUGAACAACAGUCCUGGUGGUCAUCAGAGAGACAGAGACUCCAGUCAGGGAUCCAGUCUGCAGCCCAGACCCUUCUCUUCACAGUCUCAGUGCAGGGAUGAAGCAGGGCCUGGGGCUGAUAGAGAUAAACCCUCCUGUUCCUAUGAUACAAACACCACAGCAUCCAUGAUGAAUAGAGCAGGUCACCCUGGGCUUCAGCCUUCACGGAGAGUGGUGGGAGACCCCCCCGGUGAUAGUCUAGCAGCAAGUCUGUCUUCUCCUUCAGGAUCUUGUCUAAUGCCUGUUGACUGGGUUCAUAGAAGUCCUGGACCUGGGUCUAGCCUUCCUCAGCUACCUCAUGGUUACCCCACCAAUACAGACAGGGCCAGGAUUGGCGUUCACCACAAGAGGUACCUAGCCUAUAACACAGCACACAAUCCCAACAACACCCAAACAAUGGUUAGAGGUCAAGGAAGGAGCUCAAACACUAACCCCCUGAGGGUGGUGGCUUCUGCUUCUACCUCCUCUGGUGUCAUUGGGUCACAACGUGGGAGGCCGAGUAUUAGGACGGACGAAGAAAAGCCAUACACCUGCCCCACGUGUGGGAAAUGCUUUGCUAAGGCGACCUAUGUGAAGAAGCACCAGACUAUUCACAUCAAGGAGAAGCCCUUCAAGUGCAAACUAUGUUACAAGAGCUUCUCAUUCCUGAGUUACCUUAUCAGACAUAGGAGUGUCCACAACAGGGAGAAAUCAUAGCAUUGUGUCUUGAGAUGUACACAGGGGAUAUCUGGAAACAAUUAUUUAGCUGAAAUAUUAUAUUUCACAUGUGAAAUGUCCUGGAGUUUUGGGGGGGAUUACCAAGUCCCUCAGUUGAGAAUCUGGGUGAACUCACAUUCUCACAUGAUACAGACAUGUUGUUUGGUGUGCUGGCAUAGCCAAAACACUGUCAUGUUACUGAAGAGUUACUAUAUUCCCCCUCUAUUCAUGUUACUAUGUUACUAUAUUCCCCCUCUGAAUUUGGUUUUGCCUAUGUUCUAUUCAUAAUAAAUAUGUCCCUCUUUUUUUAUAACUGUUAUAAUACCCCCAAACACAAUCAGGUUGUACCUGUUCCUUUAUUUACAAAAAAUAGGUGAUCAAAAUACACCCUCUUUUUAUAACACCUUUAUAACAAGCCAGGUCUGCUGAGAUGAUCAUUUCUUACCAGUUAGUAUCAAAGCCAAUGAUGAAUUUUCAAAAUGCCGCUUUACCCAUGUGUGUUCUGGCUUUGGCCCAACCCAUCAGUUUCUGGGGCCAAUCAGAACAGUUAGAAUGUGUUUGCGUUUUAGUAAUUGUCAGGGAGGUACUCAGAUCCACACUCAUUGUGGAGUGUUUGGCCGAGUUUGGGUAGCCAGGCAAAGCAAGUCACACUCAAAGUUAUCUGUAUUUAUACUGAUGUACGUCACCAUGUCAGUAGCCUGAAGGCUUAAGGCAGGGGUGUCAAACUCAUUCCACGGAGGGCCUAGUGUCUGCAGGUUUUUGGUUUUUCCUUUCAAUAAAGCCCUAGACAACCAGGUGUGGGGAGUUCCUAACUAAUUAGUAAUGUAAUUCAUCAAUCAAGUACAAGGGAGGAGCGAAAACCCGCAGACACUCGGCCCCCCGUGGAAUGAGUUUGACACCUGUGGCUUAAGGUCUUGUGAUGACUGGGGUAAAAUAUUAAACAUGAACGAAUGUGCACCUGUACUUGAGAUUGCAGAGUGACUGGAUGGCUCUUCAAACUGUUUAGGAUGGUAAUUAACCACAUGCCCCUCAUUAACCCUUUGUUAACUUGUCAUUUGAAAUGGGUUUGUGUGAACUGUUUUCAGAGACAGUAAUCUCAGGCUAGAACAAGGACAGUUGAAUAUUUACCUUACUGAGGUGAUGUAGAUGGAAUAAAGUAAUAACAUUUGUGUUCUACUAUGUUCUUGCUAACACACUGUUCUUUCUAAACAAUUCUGCUCUGAGCUUGAAAGAUACUGUAGUUAUCAUGAAGAGGAUUUUUUGAUUUAUUAUUAGGAUCCCCAUUAGCCAACACCAAUGGCGAAAACUAGUCUUACCGGGGUCC